Molecule: messenger RNA, 3750 nt
Organism: Sarcophilus harrisii (Tasmanian devil)
Lineage: Eukaryota; Metazoa; Chordata; Mammalia; Dasyuromorphia; Dasyuridae
Product: collagen alpha-1(XVII) chain
Exons: 14
Coding region: 379-2538 (719 amino acids)
Source: RefSeq, a predicted model, not a curated record
GGAGGCUUGUGGGGUGGAAGUAGGACAGGGUCCGCGCCUGCUCACAGGCUUUUUGUUCCUCCUUCCACCCCCAACACACAGCCCGGACACACAGAGAGACCCCCAGGCCACAUACCUUAUCACUUCCUCCUCUAGAUCAUAGAUCAGAAGUGGGAACAGUUCUAGGGCAGGGCUGUUUGGAUAAGCAGGACUCUUACAGGAGGAAUGCCAAACAAUUCCAUGGCUGGCAGUCUUACCAUGGGGUGGCAAGCAAGGAAGAAGGCGGGGAAAGAUGAGGAAGAAGGCGGGGAAAGACGAAGAAGAAAGCAGGGAAAGAAAUAGAGAAAGAACCAAUCAAGAGAUCACGUCUGUUUUCUCCAGGCUGCAGAGCUCCAAAGCAUGGAAGGCUGUGGUGAGGAGCAGGAGGAGGGUCUUCAAGCCCUGGCAGCUAUUCUCGAAGACAUUGGGGACAGCCGAAAAAGCAGCGAUGCGUCUUCCCUCUCGGAGGAACCCAGCACAUCCGAAGAGGAAGAGGAGCUGGAAGAGCAAGGGGCCUGGGAGCAGGACCAGAAGAAGCUGUUGGAGCUGGAACAGGCCUCCCAGGCCCUGCUGGCCGAGCUGUCCGUCCUGGAGGCCGAGUGCCAGAUUGAGAGGUCCUGCAGGGAGCGGGCCGAGGAGUACGCUGCCCAGGUGAGGCAGGAAAAUACGGAGCUGAAGCGAUUAAGUGUCCUCUUCCUCCCCAGCCUGGGCCCGGAGCCUCUGCCCAUCCCCCAGGAGCAGGGCCUCCCCUCAGAGCCCAGCCUGAGCCCAGAGCAGCAGCACAUCAGAGAUCUUGGGGCGCAGGUGACCGAACUCCUCCGAGAGAAGAAAGAACUGAGCCUUCAGGUGCAAGAGCUCCAGAGGCAGCUGAAGAAGCAGGGAAGUAGGUGGGAAAGGCCUGUAGGGAGGGCUGAAUGUGGCUUAGCCAACAGCUCUGUCUUUCCUGUCUGUCCCCUUGCACUUCUGUCCACAUCUGUCUGUCUUCACCUUCUGUAUCUGUGUCCACCCCCCCCAUGGCUGCCCACAGCUGUCCGGGGCACCGUCCGUGUUGUGUCCGUCCUUCUGUCCUCCACCCUCCACCUGACGCCCGUGGCUGGCUGGGAACGCUCUGGCUCCUGGGCUUGUCCAGGCUCAGGGUCCCCCACCUUGCCCCCCAGAUCCAGAAGGAGCGGCUGGAGCAGCGCUCCCUGCAGGCGUCCGUGGACAGUCUCAAAGAGCGCUGGCGAAGCUGAAGCGGGUGUCCCACCUGGUGCUGCAGGAGUGUGGGGAAGCCUGGCAGCAGCUUCACCUAGAACAGGACCUGCGCCAGCAAGCCGAGAGCUUCGCCCACAAGAUGCUGGUGGAGAAGAAGGAGGCCCACCGGCAGAGCGCCAUCCUCCUGCAGCACCACGCCCCCGGUGCCCAGCUGUCCGCGGCCCUGGAGGAGGCGGCCGCCUUGGGCACAGCCCUGGAGGAGGCAAAGCGCCAGCACGGGGAGCAGGUAGCGUCCUGGGAAGCCGAAGUGGGCCGCCUCCGGCUGCGGCUGAAGGAGGCCGAAGAGAAGAACUCCCAGCUGGAGGCUCUGGUCUGUGCCCUGCAAGAAAGCGUGAAAAGGGCCGGGACCCCGCCCCAGGAGCCAGAGGCUCCGCCUCCUGCCCCACCCCCACCGCCGCCCCCCCUGCCGCCGCCCUCUGCCCCCCCGCUGGAGUGAGUGCCCCCCAAACGCCCCGGAGGGUGAUGGGAGGGACAGGGCUGAGCCCGGGGGGAAGGCGGGAGGGAGGGGAGCCAGAGAAGGGGCGUCAGGUGUGGGGGAGGAAGGAGGAGCCCCUGCUAAGCCCCUCCUGCCCCCCCCCCAGCCCUCUUCAAGCCAUCCGGAUGCGGCGAGCCCCGAACUCCCAACCAGCCCCCGCAGCCCCCUCCCUGGAAGACAAGAAGGCGAAGGCGGUGCAGGAAAUGAUGGACAGGAUCCGUAAGGGAGUCGUGCUGAGACCGGCCGCCAGAAAGGACCCCGGUCAGGACCGAAGCAAGCGCAGGAGUGCUGCCGUCACAGAGCUACAGACCAUGCUGGCUUCCAAAUGCCGGCCCCUACACAGGGGCAGCAGAAGAAAGAAGAGCAGCCGGAAGGACCCUGACGGGCAGCUAGCGGCCAUCCUGCAGAGAAGGCGCCAUCUGCUCGAUUCCACUUUGGGGGGAUCCCAGGAUGUUUCGGGGGCAGGGGACAGAGGCGUGGUCCCCAAGGCUGAGUUUCAAGAUUCCAAGAGUCAGGAUCAACGUAAAGACUGGAGUUCUGGGGACAGACUCGUUCUGAGAGGCACAGCUGGGGCUAAUCCAAGGGGCCUUCCUGGAGCAGGUCAGAUGACCCUUUUACCUGGGCUAAAAAGUCAUCAGGGGACUGAACACCGCUUCAGUGGAGCGCCGCGGGAAUGCCCCCCAGGGCCAGCAGCAGCGGGUCAGGCCUCCUUUGCCUCGGCCCGGGUCAGCUUAAGGACCCCAGCUCCAUCCAAGGCGUCUGUCCUGUGGGGCCAGCCCGAAAACCUAUAAGGAAAUCACAUUUCUUCCCCUAACCCCCUCACCUGACCAGAACGUCCCGGGGAGGAUAUGGCAGGAGAAGAAGGAAACCGAGGAACACCUGGCAACUCUCUGAGGGAGGAGGGAGGAGUAAGACUGAGGAGGAAACUGAGACACCGGAUUGAUCAUUUUCUCCUCAGAAAACAAAGACUUGGACUUCAAAUGUCCCCAAUCUCCUGUCCUCCUCCACUCAAGGGUGAGCUUCGCCACAGUCAAGGACACCGACCUCUCAAUGAUAUAAAAGAAAUAUCAUAUAAACCAUAAGACUCUGAAAACAGAAACAAUGACUGAGAUAUUGCACAUUUUGAGGUGCAGUGUUACUGUUAGUAUUAUCACAGUCCUCAUUCAGUGAAUGCCAUCUGUUACGGAACUCUAGGAUUACAGAAUACAAGCAUUAGAAGGAGUCAGUCACCCCCUUGUCCAAUCCAUGCACAAAAGGAAGUCUUGCUGACAUAUAUAACAAGAGUGGUCCACUUAGAGCGUGGAGACCCCUGAAGUAAAUCAGUCAACAAGCCUUUAUUUUUUUUUUAUUUUUUCUUAUAGCGUUUUAUUGACAAGAUAUGUGCAUGGGUAAUUUUCCAGCAUUGACCCUUACAAAACCAACUUUUCCCCUCCUUCCCCCCACCCACUCCCCCAGAUGGCAGUAGUUCAAUAGACUCAACAAGCCUUUAUUCAAUGUCUUCCAUGUGUUUGGUAUUGCAUUAAAUGCUAGAAUAUAAAGAUCAAAGGGAAAGCAUCCCUGACCUCAGAGAGCUUGUAUGCUACCGGGGAAAGCAACCCGUAUAUACGAAUACAGCCAAAAUAUAGACAGGACACACAAUGUGAAGGUCGCAGAGGAUCUCGGCAGCCAUCCAGUCCAAAUCUGACCUAAGCGCGAAUUCCUGAAAAGCGAUUACUCAGCAUCCACUGUCGGCUCAAUUCAUAAAUCUUUCACGAGCACCUUCUAUACGUCAGGCCCUACGCUAGAGGCCGAACAUGCAGAGACAAAAAAGAAGUGAAAUAAACCAAGAAGUUUACUUUCCACUCUAUCAUCUAUUCUACUCAGAGGGAGAGGGCUUGGUAGAAAAAAGGUCAACAUAAGAGAAACCCUAAUACCAUUAAGUUUGGGGUUGGAAUUUUUUUCUUGCACUUAAUAGUAUUUUAUUUUAUUUUUCAAUUACACGUAACAAUAAUUUUCAGCAUUCA